AAAACAAAACAAAAACAAACAAAUCAUAGUAAACGAGCCAAAAUAUACUGUUGUCAUUAAUUGGAUGAGAAAAUCAUAAAUUUUCAACAAAAUUUAUCAACUACAUCAGCAUUAUUCAUGAAACAAUUUUUCAAUUUUUGAUUAAUUGAAAAAUGAAAAGAUAAUUGAUUAACGAUUCUACAAGGCUAGCAAUCAUAAUUAUCGUUUCUUUUUCUGUUACUUUUCAUUGCUGCUGCCACUACCAUCUUAUCAAUUGAGCUUGAUUAUCAACAAAAAAAACAUCGCCCAAUUUACCUGUGCGAUAUUUUUCUGUUUUCUUUGCUUUGAUUUCCCACAUCCACGCUAUUUAUCUAUCUACAAAUCUAUAUUUAUUGUGAUAAUCAUCAUCAUCAAAUGAUAAUUUAAGGAAGAAACCAUAUAAGGAUGAAUAAUAAUAAUAAUAAUGUAGAUGUUUCACGUAAACAACAACAACAACGUUUUUAUCGAUUGAAAUAUUCGGAUGUAAAAAAUGAUGAUAAUAAUAAUACAACAAAAAUGUUGAAAACGAAAAAAAUAAUGGAAUCGAAUAAUAAUAAUAAUAAUAAUAAUGUUAUUGAAAAAGAUCUACUAAAAGUAGUUGUUAUUGGUGAAUCUGGUUCAGGAAAAUCAAAUCUAAUUCAACGUUUAGUUAAUGAUCGUUUUGAAGAACGUUUACCAUCAACAAUCGGUAUUGAUUUUGCAUUAUAUCAAUUUAAAUUAAAUUCAUUAUUCGAUAAGAAUCGUCAACAAACAUAUCAUGCACAAAUAUGGGAUACAGCCGGAAUGGAAAGAUAUCGAUCAUCAAUGACAAAAAUAUUUUAUCGUGAUGUCGAUGGUGCAUUACUUGUAUUCGAUUUAACAAGACGUGAUCAUUUUCAAGCAUUACCAAGAUGGUUACAAGAAAUUCGUAAUAAUGUACAUAAACAUAAUUCUAUUGAUGAUGAUGAUGAUGAUGAUGAUUAUGAUAAUCGUGAUGAUAAUGCUGAUAAUAUUCAAAUACCGAUAAUAUUGGUUGGAAAUAAAAUCGAUCUAUUCAAAUCACGUGAAAUUGAUCGUAAUGAAGCAAUAAAAUUUGCACAAAAAUAUCAUUGUGUUAGUUAUGUUGAAACAUCAGCAAAAAAUUCAACCAAUGUUCAUGAAGCAUUUCAACAAUUAUUUGAUCAUAUUUUAGAACAAAAACGGUUAAAUUAUUAUCGUCAACAACAACAACAACAACAGUAUGCAGCUAAAUUAAAAUCAAAAAAUUCAACAAAAUCUAAAUCAAAAUCUAAACAACCGCAACAAAGAUCAACAACUAAUCAAAAUUCUAUACGAUUAACACGUGAUCCAAAUUAUUUGGAACAAAGAUCCAGAAUCAAAGAGAAGAAAAAAUCUGGUUGUAGUUGUUGAUUAUUAUUAUUAUUUAUUUUUCUUCAAAAAUCAUUUAAUUUGUUAAUUUUUGAUACAA
Dermatophagoides pteronyssinus (European house dust mite) is the source of this 1465-nucleotide messenger RNA. Its product is annotated as ras-related protein Rab-18-B-like. The record is from RefSeq and is a predicted model, not a curated record. Gene Ontology annotation, molecular function: GTP binding; GTPase activity. Lineage: Eukaryota; Metazoa; Arthropoda; Arachnida; Sarcoptiformes; Pyroglyphidae.